Molecule: messenger RNA, 6172 nt
Organism: Bubalus bubalis (water buffalo)
Lineage: Eukaryota; Metazoa; Chordata; Mammalia; Artiodactyla; Bovidae
Gene: COQ10A
Product: coenzyme Q10A
Exons: 5
Coding region: 196-786 (196 amino acids)
Biological process (GO): cellular respiration; ubiquinone biosynthetic process
Cellular component (GO): mitochondrion
Molecular function (GO): ubiquinone binding
Source: RefSeq, a predicted model, not a curated record
GCGGCGGGAGCGGCUUCAGUUCUAAGCUAUCCAGCCGCCCGGGCGGGAGCUGGGCGAGAACAGCCACCGCCCCGCGCCGCCCCUGCCCUCGCCGGCCCUGAACCCGCCCGACUGCGGCUAACCCUCCGCUCUCCCUCUGGAGUGAGGAGGGCGCGGCCGCUAUCAGAGCAGAGAGGGCAAGGGAGGGUCGCGCGCAUGGCCUCGGCGGGCGCGCGGCGACUCCCUGCUGGGACGCGCGCCGCGGCCCGGGGCUGCUGCGGCCUCUCCUUGCGCCCGGCUCCGCCCCCGGGCCCUCCGCGACCGCCGGGACCAAUGAGAUUUCCGAUGUCCUGCAGCUUCUUUUUGCCCCGGGCUCCCCAGGUCUCGGCGACUGAGUCUGGCUUACCUCCCAGCCGUUCCUUCAUGGGCUUUGCUGCCCCCUUCACCAACAAGCGAAAGGCUUACUCUGAGCGUCGGAUCAUGGGGUACUCAAUGCAGGAGAUGUACGAGGUGGUAGCCAAUGUCCAGGAGUAUCGUGAGUUUGUGCCCUGGUGUAAGAAGUCUUUGGUGGUAUCCAGCCGCAAAGGUCACUUGAAGGCCCAGUUGGAGGUUGGCUUUCCACCUGUUGUGGAACGUUACACUUCUGCUGUUUCCAUGGUCAAACCUCAUAUGGUCAAGGCUGUUUGCACUGAUGGCAAGCUCUUCAACCACUUAGAGACCAUUUGGCGAUUCAGCCCUGGAAUUCCUGCCUAUCCUCGAACUUGCACUGUGGACUUUUCGGAUCUCAAUUCCCUGACCAGGGAUUGAACCCACACCCUCUGCAGUGGACGUGCGGAGUCUUAACCACUGGACUAACAGGGAAGUCCCAAGGAGUUUCUCUUAAUAUUCACCACCAAUCCAGCAACCUGGUGGCUGGGUCUCCCUCACCUGUGGAUGGUGAGGUACAAGCGCAUGAGCUCCGUGAACUGAGCGUCAGUAUAGCCUAACAUGUUGGUGAAAUUGUGGGACCAGUCCAGCUUAGGGUCAAUGGCCCCAAUACUGCUGCCCUCUCGGUACAGAUUCCGGUAGAUCUUUGCUGCAACACAAGGAAGCUUUGCGAUCAGAUCCAUACAGUCUUCGUAAAUCAACUGAUGAGGAGAAAAGGAAAAUGGAGAAAAAAGAAGAGGAAUCAUCAGCAAAAAACAGUUAGGCAGGGAUAGUGUCUCUUCUCCAUGGACUGGGCUUUUUGGAUUGAUAUGGAUAUUUGGAUUAUAUGCUGGGUGGUUAUAUAUGGAGUAAAUAACAACAAUGACCAUGUAACUGAGUAACUGUUAUGACCCAGGUACUGCAUCAAGGGAGUUACACAUGGUAUCCCAUGUAUAUUAAAAUAUUAUUCCCAGUUUUUCUCCAUUCUACAAAAUAUAUAAUGACCUUCAUUUUACAGAAAAGGGAACCAAACCUCAGAGCAUUCAGUCAAUGCCAAAGUCAGAUUUCCAACCCUUACAUGUUUAAACAUGAUCUUUUCCACUAUAUGACUUUGCACUCAAAGAAUAUGCUAAGACAUUAGGUUAUUUAAUAAUUCUAUGUUCCAUCUUUCAAAGAAAAUUUACCAUAUAUGCUAAGGGUCAAACAGUGACAUUCAAUCAUUAGUUAUUAACAAAGGCUUCCAUUUUUAAAGUAUUUACUAUGUAACAGGUACUGUGCUAAAUAGAUUAUUUUCAGUUUUUUCUUUUCUUACAAUAGUCCUGUAAGAUAACAUAUCCCUCAUUUGUAAAAAUUGGGGCACAAAGUUACCCACUCAGCUAAUAAGCAUCAAUCUAGCUUAAAUUAUUAACUCAUGGCUAUGCUUGUUUCAUCUAUACCCUUACUUUCCCCUCUCAUCUCCCAAAUUAUUGAGUGAAUCCCAGAUAUCAUAUAUAACAUGUAAAUAUUUAGGCAUGUAUCUCUAAAAGAUAAAGAUCCUUCAUAAUCAAAAUCACAAAACCAUUAUCCCACUGAAAAAAAUUUAACAAAUCUUCAAUAUCAUUAACUAAUCAGUACUGAAAUCCCCUCCACACCUCAUUCAUUGAUUAAAGUUCCCCCUCAUUUGUUUGUUUUACUGAAAAAUAGCCUAUAUUACAAUUGUCUGAUGUCUCUGAAGUAGUUUUUAAUCAAUUCAAGUUCCCUCUUCUGCUCUCCUUUUUUUAUUUUGCAAUUUACUUGUAGAAAAUCAGCCUCAUUUGUUCUGGAGAAUUUCCCUUAGUUUAGAUUUUGCUGGUUAUAUACCUGUGAUGUCAUUUAACAUGUCCUUCUGUCCAUUUUAUUUCUGACAAAUUGAUAAGAGAUGGAGGCUUGAGCAGAUUCAGGUUCAAUUUUUUUUUUUUAGCAAGACUUUUUGAUAAAUAGCGCUAUGUUCAUUUAUUAAGAGCAACAUAUAACAUCUGGUUGUCUUUUUGUGAUGUUAAUGGUUUGCUCAACUUUUAUGUCUCAAUUUUAUCUUCUCAUAGGGAUUUUAAGUUCCUCUAGGGAGGAACUUAGUAGUUUUUUUUUUUUGGCCAUGCUGCACAGCUUAUGGGAUCUUAGCUGACUGACCAAGGACCGAACCUGCGUCCUCUGCAGUGGAAGCAGAGUCCUAACCACUGGAUUGCUAGGGAAUUCCUAUUUUUUCUGUUAGUAACAAAAAAAUUGGGGAAUUCCUUGGUGGUCCAAUGGCUAGGACUCGGUGUUUUCACUGCCAAGGCCUGGGUUCAGUUCCUGGUUGGCUUCAGUUCCUGCAAGCCAUGAGGUGCAGCCAAAGAAAAAAACAAAGAAAUUUCUACUUUCAGUCACAGUACAUAGGAACCAUGGAGAAAAUACUUGCUGAAUGAUAUUAUAUAGUGCUGUUCUAUCAAGCUAACUGGCUAGAUGUUCCUGUAAGAAGUCAUGAGGUUUUAGUAGUUCUGCUGGAACAAAGAACAAAAUCUAUAAUAAGUAUCUUAAAUGAGAUAAUCUAUGUGAAGUCAUCUAUUACUCAAGUACUCAGCAUUGAAUUUUGUCAGUGCCACCAAGAGUCAAUAAGAACACUGCCAAAAUUAAGCUACUUGAAGCAAGAAGUACUUAGCUAACACAAGUUCUCAGGAGAUUACUUACAUGAUAAUCAUACUAUUAACCACACCUCCUUGCAGAUUUACAUCCCCCAAGGAAGUAGAUGUUUUCCAGAAGUAUGCAUAAACGAUAUGCAGCUCUAAGGGACCUGGAUCAAUUAGCAGAAUGCCAAGAACAACAAGAUCCUGGGCUAGGCCAACUGGCAUCUGUGGACUAUGUACUAAUUUUCAUAAUUAUUUGUGAAGUAUGAAUGACCGAUUCAUAAAGAAACUACAAAAAGAUUGUUUCAACCUCUACCACUGAAGAUGAAGUUUAUGAAGCAGCUAGUAUCAGACCAGGUCUGACAGUGUGGGAUCUUUACCCUGCUUUUUGUAGUGGGAAAGCUGUACUGUCAAGAGAUUCAAUAGAUAAACACACGGACAGAGAACUCCUUAUUUCUUUUUUUUUUUUUUUUUAAUUCUACCAGUUUAUUGCUACCAACCCGUGACCCUCCACCCUCAUGCACACAUGCUCUGUCAUGUAACCCCAUGGACUGCAGCCUGCCAGGCUCCUCUGUCCAUGGACUUUUCCAGGCAAGAAUACUGGAGUGGGUUGCCAUUUCCUUCUCCACUUAUUUCUUCUUUAAUAAGCGAAUAAGACUGAGGUGCUACUUAGCUACUGGUACUAACUCAUUCUUCAUCUUUAAACCCUCAGAAAAAAAAAAAGACAAAAUUUGCCACCACCACAUCUGCCUGGAAUAAAGGUAACAAAACUGGCCAUAAUCAUCACUGUGAUCCAGCAUCUCUAGGGCUAGAGAAAUUCUGGCCAAGUACUUAGCAAGCAAUCAUUUAAAAAAAUUUUUUAUUGGAGUAUAGUUGAUUUACAAUGUUGUACUACUAAUAGCUAUCAAUCAUUAUUAAGAGGACACAGAAAACAAAGAGUCAGUAUUAAUGGUGAAGAGACCCUAGAGUGAAACAAACUCAAGUCUCAACUUGGUCUCCACCAGCUACUACCUGCAUGACCCUGGGCGUGCUACUUUAUUUCUCUCAUCUUCAACUUUGCCAUUCAGUAAAAUGAGAAUAAACAGUAAGGUCUACCUCAUGGGGUAGUUCUGAUGAUUAAAUCAGAUGAGUAUAAGCAUUCAAGCUGAUGCUUUCAAGAGUUGUUUGUUAGGUGUUGGAAUGACAGCUUCAAACCCUACACAUACUGUUCAUAGGCCUUACUACAAAAACCUGAUCUGUCAGCUACUUUGCAAAUUUUACCCAAUCCAACAGUAUGUUAAGGCUACCUCACAGUUAAACAGCUUGUGCAUCAGAGUAAUCUCCUAGUCACAAGUGAAGUUAAGUCAAUUAUAAAAAGACCUAACUCUUUCACCUCAAGAGAGUACACUAGUUAUCUAAAGUCAUGUAAACUGCUAUGGAAGGAAAGCUGUAGGCAGAUCAUCCAUUGAGAUAUAUGUAAAACAGCAUGAACUGAUAAUUCUAGAAGAGACUUAGAUCACAUGUACUCUUUAACAUAAAUUUUUAAACAGAAAUAACCAGUUGAACACUGUCUUGUAAUUCUACUUAAGCAGAAUAGUAGAAUAGUGCUUCAAUGACCUUUUAGAGAGAUAUAAGACAUGGCAGCAAAAUAGCACCAAGUUCCACUAGAGCAAUUACUGGAGCUAACUUUUGUUCAGUAUGAACUUUAUUAGACACACAUCCUGAGGCUGACAGAAUUAUCAGUAAUGCUUACAAAUACUCUCAAGGUUGGUAAAGUCCUGAAAUACAAUCUUUACCUCAAGACAGCCACCCUCAAAUGACAUCUCCCAAGAGGUAGCAGAACAACCAACCAAUACCUGUACACUGAAUCGGAGGCAAGAGCAAGCAGAGAACAAGAUUCAUCUUCCUGAUUCAAUAAAGGACAGUGUGAAGCAGUGCAGCCUGUUUGGAUACCUGGGAAAUAUCUUAUAGGUAUUUACUGCAAAGUAUGAAGAACUCUACAAUAGUCAACACAACAGCAUCAUAAGUAGUAACAGGCACUCCUGAAUGGUCAAUUUCUAACAAACAAGUUUUAAAAGAAAUGUUGGGCUUGAUUUAACUUUUUCUGUUAUGGUGACCCACACAGAUAACAAUGACUUGAAACAGCAUUUUAAAAAGAAAAUGAAAAACAAUAUAUUCAGAUUAUACAACCUUCUGAAUCUGCUGAUUUGUGAUUUCAUAAAUGCUUGUGGAUAUGUUUAGUUUGCAUCAUUCCUAUACCUUUUUCCUCAAAGCCAACCAGACUAGUAUCAAUUGCAAACUUUCUCUCCCUCUUUCCCUCAAUAGCACUCAGUUCUGCAUACACAGCUGGCACUGAGUAAACACUGACCAAUCAAAUGGAGUGGGAUUUGCCAAAACCCCAAGGAGAUUUCAUCAGACAAGUGGGCCAUACUAUUCUAUGAAUAGUAUGAACUCACAGUGAACUCUUUAGGGGCCUUCUGGUCAAAAAUCAUUUAGUGCAUCUGCUUUGCUAAAAGGGACUUUUCCAUUCCUAUACUACCUGUCUCUAAAUAAGAAACAAACAAACAAAAAGAGAUGUCCUUCUGUAGACCUAGCCAGAUAAAUUGUACUUUACCCAGUAUUUGUGAGGUAUUGGAAAGAGGAGAGCAGGAAGUGUGUCCUGUGCACUAGGAUAAGGCCCAACAAUCUUCUCAUACUCUCACAAUAGAGUUCAAACUGUGAAGUCACACUGUGUUUUCAGAGAAUAAAGCUCAUUUGCUUUUUGCAUCCUCAUUCCAGGAUACUAACUACCCUUCCACUCCUGACAGGUAUCUGGAGUGGCUUAGCCCAAACUGUGGCUGACGGCAAUCGGUCCUUCCUAGACUCCAGAAUUGCCUUAGGUGCCAUUCUUCCAACUUAAAAAGGUUCUCAUUUGAAGAAGAGGAGAAAGGAUCUUUUGGGGCCAGGGUAUGUCUACUCUGCGAAACCUUCCUCAGGGACCCUGCAAUUAAAGUCACACCUUUUUCAAUAUUCCAACAGUGCUGUGUACAUACCUCUAUUAUAGCAAGAUUACUGAACUGUAAUUCCUUUUUUACAUGUAUAUCACCCUUACUAAAAUCAAAAACCUUGGUGAUAGAAAGCAUGCUUCAUUUAUCUUUGUAAUUUCAAUGACCCAUAAAAAGCAACCCUACAAUAAAAUUUUGUUAAAUCAA